Molecule: messenger RNA, 1550 nt
Organism: Jaminaea rosea
Lineage: Eukaryota; Fungi; Basidiomycota; Exobasidiomycetes; Microstromatales
Exons: 2
Coding region: 434-1240 (268 amino acids)
Source: RefSeq, a predicted model, not a curated record
CCCGACUUCGCGACGUCUCGACUCCUCGCCUCCUCUCCUUCUUUCGUUCGACCGUACGCCGGCAAAGCAAAGGCAAAGGGCAGCCCCAGUCAGGCUGUGGUUGUUUGCUAGCAAGCAUGAGCCCGCCGCUGCAGCUACGGUUGGGAUUCUCGAUUCGAGGCUUUGCUGUUGCUUGCCCUUUGCAGAUUGAGGUCGCGUGUCGACUGAGUUCCGUUGACGUUGUUCGGCUCACUGGUCAAACCUACAUCUCGUCUCCCAUCCCAUCUUACCCUCCAACCCCUCUCUCACCCAUCCACCCCUAUCAACCCCCUCAUCCAAAGUUCUGAUCGCUGGUCGAUCCCACCUCACUCAUCUAGCAGCCCUCAUAGCCUCUAGCUAUCAACCACGCUCUUUACUCACGCUCAUUCGCAGCAACCUCAACUCAACACCCAGCAUGCUCACCUCUACCACUCGCCUCGCCACUGCGGCUACUCUUCUCUCUGCUGCGCUCGCCUCAGCGUCCGUCGUGCCCCUCAAUGAGCGAGCAGACGGUGUCACGCCCACCGCUCCUGGUCCUGGCGACGUCUUCCGUCAAGGCUCUCAGUGCACUACGGAGUGGACGCCAGACACCUCUGGCAAGUGGACCAACUUCACGAUUGAUCUCAUGACCGGCAGCAACUUCGCCAUGACGAAGCUCGCAACCGUCGCGACUGGGUUGGACGGAACUUCAACCACCAAGACGUCCGUCUCGUACCCGUGCCCGGAAGUCUCGCCCAACUCGGCCAUCUACUUCUACCAGUACACAUUGGCAGACGGUACCAGUCCCACCUGGACCACCCGUUGGACCAUCGCCGACGCCAACGGCAACACCGAGCCAGAGGAGCACAAGACCCAGACUGACGGGUCAAAGAUUCCUUGGGGCAAGGGAAAAUUGGUGGGCAAUGUGCAGGCGACGACGGGUGGUAGUGACAGCACCAGUGGAAGCAGCUCAGCAUCGGGGUCCUCAUCGUCCCCCUCGUCGAGCGCCUCUGCUUCGCAGGCGUCGAUGCAGACCAAGGUGGCCAGCUCGACGUCCUCGGCCGAUGACUCAGAGCAGACCGGAUCAUCGUCAGCUGCUUCGUCCCAGUCAUCGUCAGGAUCGUCCCAGUCGUCGAGCUCUAGCUCCAACCUCUCCACCUCCGGUGCCUCUCGCAACGUCGGUGGCAGCGUUGCUGUUGUUGGCGCUCUUGUACUCGCAGCAGCGUCUGUGCUCGUUGCUUAAGGACUCUCCCUAGCCCGGACCCGUCUGUCACUGCCAUUGCGUCGUCGUAUUUGCUUUCGUUCCUGCCCUUCCACGCUACUGCCUUCGUCUGUCGACCCCAUCCUGCUCGUAGAUUGCCGCCACUGCUGGUGUGCUUGGAAUCCCAUCGUUGACACUCUGCAGUUCUUCCCUGUCGUCCACCUGCGCGGGUCUCCUUGACGACGAGUAGACAAGGACCGAGCGGCCCUCGGGAAAGGUAGACACAGCAUAUCAUCCACGUCGCGAGCUCAAAGAUAUAGUACAUCGAUUGCUUGCUUUGUGCAUUGCAGGG